AUGCUGCUCGCCCCGGACCCAGAGAGAGGCGCACUCGGCGUCUGCCCAGAGGCUGAAAUCCGAUCCCGCGGCGAGAAGCGAACACCGCGGGCUCCCGUUACAAUCACACGGCCACGCAUCGAGCACCGGACGCACGCCGUUCUCCCAGCCCUGUAUAAAGCCGCUCUCUGCAGCCGCUGUCCGCUCACAGCGCAGCGGGGAGAACCUGCCGACGCGACGCAGGGGCCGAGCGCUCAGAUGCGUCUUCGUGUGGAGACGGGGUUCUCUCUCAGGUCCGCUGCUCGGCCCCUCAUGACUCUUGUCCCUUCACACGCCCAGGCGCAGCAGGGACCAGCCAUGCAGCCAGAGGAGGAGGAACGCGCAGUGGUUGACUACUUCUUCUGA
Messenger RNA from Knipowitschia caucasica, 384 nucleotides. The record is from the annotation of a GenBank genome assembly. NCBI's taxonomy places the organism in Eukaryota, Metazoa, Chordata, Actinopteri, Gobiiformes, Gobiidae.